AUGGCGGCUCAAAUCUCAGAACUCACAGACCAAGCACUCGAGUACAACAGAAUGCAAGGCAAACAACAAACCACCAAACAAAUCAGCACCACGACUGCGAGUGCACGUCUAGCAGCAGCAGCAGCAACAGCAGCCAGCACCAAGAAGCUGCCAACUCCGUCCCCUUCAUCCUACACCUUUGCUCCACGCUGGAUGGCAAAAGCCAGCCCCGAAUCCCGCCCGAGCAGCCCGACCUCCACAAUGACCGACGAAAAUUUCCCGAGCCUGUCUGCGCUUGGCGACGACGACGACGCUAAGAAGAAGCGGUCGGUGUGGAACGAUCCUACGACGGUGAAGCAAAAGGUGAUCUCGCCAGGCAGUGGUGGUGUCCCAUCCUCCGAUGGGACGGAUGAUCCCUUUGCCGGUAUGAAUACGCUGGUGGAUUACCAGCAAGAGAUCGAGCGACUCAAGGCACUGGUGCCCAAGGUGGAGAACAAGAAGCGCGCAUCUACUGGAUCCACACCAAGGCCAAAGUCAACUGGCUCAGACCUGAAGCAACGUCUUUUGUGGAACGAUCUCCGUUCUGCUGCUGCUGCCGCCGCCGCUGCUGCUGCAGGUCGAUCCGGUUCUUCUGUUAAAAGUCAUGUGUCACCGACGACUCGGCCAAUGGUAGCGGACAUGUUAUUGUCGUCCAUGUCUUCAUCAAACUCGUCCAGCGUUGCUUCGGAUGACGACACAAAGUCUGAUCACAGUUCCCAAUUUGUUACGGACGAAUCCCAACCGUCUGAUGACAAGGUUGACGACGACGACGACGACGACGACGAACCUAUGGAGUCGGUUUCGACGAGUAGUAGUAGUAGUAGUACUUCGAGUGCCAAGUCUGUCAUCACGGAGGAGGAAAAGGCCCGAUUCCUCGAAUUCAUGCGCAGCUGGACUGGCGGCUGGCAAGGCUGGGACAAGAACAGCAUCAACAACGCAGCAGGGAUCAUUCGCAGAGACGGAUCGCUCUGGACAGGGGAGACAAGACGACGGUCUUGGAACGAGGCCAUCGACAAUCGCCGUGCAGACGCACUGAACAUCAUUGUGCCCUCAGCUACAACUCCCAAGUCGGCACGCUACAUGAACGAAUCAUUCAUCCAAUCCGAGCCAUCAACUCCACUUGGCAAUAGCAUGUACGAACCUUUCUGGUCUGAACAUGCCGUUGUUACUGCAACCACCCCCUCCAAACAACACGAACAAGUGUUUCAACGUCAUCGACAUCAUCAUCCUCAUCAACAUCAGCAUCCUCAUCAACAACAACAACAACAUCCAUCCUCGUAUCAUCAUUCCCAACAACCACAGCCACAACCACAGCACAAUCUACGCUACGGACAACAGCCUCCAAACAAUCACUACGACUCUCUCCAGAUUGGUGCCAUCGGCGACAGGAACAGUGUUCGUGGCCUGCCGCGCAUGGGCGGAGGAGGAGCGCCAUUUGGUGUGUUUGUCAUGUAG
Messenger RNA from Zychaea mexicana, 1473 nucleotides. RefSeq lists its product as uncharacterized. The record is from RefSeq and is a predicted model, not a curated record. The transcript has a single exon. Bases 1 to 1473 code for a protein of 490 amino acids. NCBI's taxonomy places the organism in Eukaryota, Fungi, Mucoromycota, Mucoromycetes, Mucorales, Lichtheimiaceae.